UCUUUCCUCCACCUGAACCGCUCUUCAUGACCCUAGAUUUGCACGCAAGUCAGGUAGAGAGGUUACACAUCCUUUAUGACUACACCUGAGGUCUUCUAGGAAGGAUGUCCCGGUUGACGGUAGAUCUAAAGGCAAUAUCGAUAUAGUGGCAACACACACUGAUCUGUAGUCUCACUCAUUUUAAGUAGAACCAGGGGAUUCUUUAGAAGACAAGCUACGGUCCAGCUACGACUGACAUACCGUGGUACAUCUUCAACAAGGCAGGCGUAGAUUGAUUACAUAGUUAAGUGUUACAUUAACUCUAGCUGGGUGCAAAUGCCUCGCGAACACACUGUUGUAUCGGUUUACAAUAGAGUAACUUGCACAUACAUGUAACUGCCACGUCUUUGCUACGAUUGGUGCUACCGGGUCCAAGUGAAUGACCGAGCAACCCGCAGCCCGGGUGACUUCCAGGACAGGGCAUUAACUCGUUACAUUUUGCACGGAGUGAUCGACAUGGCACAAUCCACGUGUUGGAAGCUAUUGUGUACCGUUCUGGGUAUCUUAGAGGCUGCAUUCUACAUUGUCACGGUCUUCGGAUGGCCAGCGCUUGUGUUCAUAUUCGUAGAGUGUACUCAACGUUUAUAAACUUGACUGCAUUCCUCGUGAGUACCUGUAAACCAUUGCGCAGUUAAUGACAAAGCUGAGAUUUAAUGUUGUAAAUUAAUGUCAUAUUUACGUCAUUCCUAAUGGAAGUCUGAAGAAGCAAAACACAUUAGUGACUCAAACUAUUGGAGUAAUUAGUGCAUAACUAUGUGGCGGUGUUGCGUAACUAUUGGCACAAGGGGGCCACGGUGAAAGCAGACGGCAAACAUGGCAAACACGUGUUGGAAACUUUUCUGUACCGUUCUGGGUAUCUUAGAGGCUGCUCUCUACACUGUCACCGUCUUCGGAUGGCCAGCACUUGUUUUCUUAUUCGUAGAGGAAGGAUUUUACGGUGAUCGCUGUUAUUUUGAUUCAAUAACUAACGGUUCUGAUUGUCUAGCUACUAUUAACUGCACCAACGAAGCAGCCGAAGACGCCCGAGUUCAAAAGUGUAUUGAGCAAGAAGAGCUGCUGAACUUGGUUUACACCGUUGCUAUCAUUGGUUUGGUGUCUUUCCCCAUGCUUGGAUAUAUUUAUGAUCACUGUGGAACCGUUUGUGUGAGGAUCGUAUGUAUAUGCCUUUGCGCUGGCGGAUUCUUCCUGAUGGCGUUAGCAGAGAGAGGAACAGAGUGGCUGUUAUUCCCUGGAGCUCUAUUUCACCUGCUUGGAGGUCUCCAGUUGGCUAUAACUGACGUCCAGGUGUCCACGUUAUUUCCUAAGGCACAAGCAACGCUCACCUGCUUGGUUUCCGGUGCUACUGGUGUCAGUGCUUUUGCCCCCAGCUUAUUGAAGUUGACAUACCAAGCUGGAGUGUCCUACAAAGUGUGCAUGUUCACCUUUACCGGCAUCAUGCUUCUAAUGUCUUCUGUCAACACAAUCACCCUUCCACCUAGACAGGAUGACGACGGGAACAACAUUGAUAAAGCUUGUUGCUUAAAAAUACGCAAAAUAUACAACAGUUCCAAAGAAUUGUCAACAUCGUGCAAAGAAAGUAGUACAAAUGUCGAUUGCAAGAUCACCCGAGCUGAUGUUGAUAAAUUUGUAUCGAAGGAUGAGGUUAAAGAAGUUCAAAUUAAUGGGCAACACUUUGUGAACGUAGCAUACACACCAGAGGACGAAAAUACACGACCACAAACAGAAUCUUACCUUGAUGUUGAUAAUAAAACUUGCAGUCAAAACGAGGACGAGGUCAAUCCCAAGGAACCCUGUGUUGACAGGAGUGCACACAUGGUCCGCGAAGUAGAAAAAUCUAAAAGCGAAGAAGAAGAAAAAGACACUAACACUUGCUUACAAGGCUCGUUACUGAUUCUUAAAAGUCCUACUUUUUUAAUGCUGAUGUUGUGGAUUUUGUGCCAGCAUACCCUCAUUGUCACAUACCGAGGCAGCUUUUACUCUUUGAUCAAUUACUACGGAAACAAUGUCAAAAGCACAGUAAGUACGUAUACAGACGUGUAUUCCUGGUUCCAAGUGGGUUCUCUGUUCUGGGCCUUGCUGACUGGUUUGAUGCUGGAUAAACUUGUUGCCAAGGCAACCAACGACGACAAAGAACAAUGCUUCGUGGUUCCAUUUUCGCUGACAGUAUUGGCAGGGAUCGUCGUUUCCGUAGCGUGUAUCAUCCCCAUCAUGGAGAUGCAGUUUGUGGCCAUUUUGUUUCACUCUCUGUUGAAAACCGGAAGUUACGCCGUGCAUUUGGCAUUCAUAACCACAACAUUUUCGAAGGAACAUAUCGGAAAGGCAUACGGAAUUCAAGUUUCCGUCGCUAAUAUAUUAACUUUUGUUCAAUUACCUAUAUUUUCUUGGUACAAGUACAGCCUGGAAAGUGACCCUCUCUGGUUGGGAGUUCUGUUUCUGGGAAUAUGUCUCACCGCCAGCUGUUUGCCUUUCUACCUUCUUUGGCGUCGGUGUCGCUCCACAAGGAAAAACAGCUAUAAUCUGUAGAUAAUAGCCAAAAUAUGAGUCAGGUGAUGACCUUGCGGUAUCUGUUGUAUUGCUGGAAUUUUGUUUUGGCGACUGGACAAAAACUAUUCAACAAUGCAUCUGGAGAAAGACAGUAUAUUGGGAAAAAUUGUGCCCUGUUAGAAGCAGACCUGCGUGCUCGGCAGUCACUGUACUUAAUUGUUUCUUACUGCUAACGUUGUUUAAUAGUCCUGGCAGUCCUAGCAAUACGACGUUACCAGAUAGAACGGUUUUUUGUCUUCUACCUCAAUGGAAACGACAAAAUAUUUGUCACUGACUGUUGAGAAGUGGCAUUUGAAUUUUGACAGAUGCUGUAGCAACAGAACCGAUUCUUCCAUUCUUUGUCAAGACUUUCGUGAGCAGAAACGACGCUUCACAAGUAUGUUACGUGUUUUACCACCUCCAGUCGUUGGCGCUGAUACAUAUAAGGGAAACAGUUCUUGAGACAAUGGCGGUGAUGCCUAGGCCUCUAGCUGCUAAAUUGAAGUAUCAUUGACUGAAGAUGUGCCUCUGAAAACGCUAAAAUGCAGAGUCAUCUGCGUUUUGUAGUCCUUUGCAGUUUUGCAUCCAGUCUUAAUUAUUGCUUUUAUUUUUUCAUACACUGAGGAUAUACUAACUGAGGAUAUAGUAACAUAAUAAAGAUCGCU
Lingula anatina is the source of this 3227-nucleotide messenger RNA. RefSeq names its product equilibrative nucleobase transporter 1. The record is from RefSeq and is a predicted model, not a curated record. NCBI's taxonomy places the organism in Eukaryota, Metazoa, Brachiopoda, Lingulata, Lingulida, Lingulidae.